UGGGCCGACCCCAAAUCCCUCCCUUUCCAAAGUUUAAACAGCCCCUACAGGCUACAAUCUAGGAUCUAAAAUGCCGACGUGUGAGGAUUCCCUUUCCGGCCGGCGAAACCCCGUUUUCCGGAUCGAACUGGAAGCUCCGACAAGUUGUCGGCAUCUCGACCAGUAUAAAUGGUCGGGCCAGCAAGUAUCCGAAGUUGCCAUUCGCGGCUUCUCUUUCUAUUCUCGAAUAGGAGAGAGAUAGCCUUGGGGGGCGCGGGAACCAUGGCUCUCUGGGCUCUCGGGAUCGUGCUUUCCGCCGCGGCUGUUGGCGGUGUUGAGGCGGGCGUGGCUGCUGGCCGUGGGCCUCAGAGUUGUGGCUUUCCAGCGCUGUUCAGCUUCGGAGACAACAACUCCGACGUCGGACAACACCAAGCGAUGUUCGCCGAUCUGGAUCUGCCAAACGGCCAGACUUUCUUCGGCAAGUACUCUGGAAGGUUCUGCGACGGUCGCCUCAUCAUCGAUUUCAUCGCUGAGCACUUGGGUUUCCCGUACUUGGGGGCUUAUUUCGACACAUACAACAGAAAUUACAGACAUGGCGCUAGCUUCGCCCUGGGAGGAUCGUCUCUGGAUGUUGCAAAAGGCUGGAGCCCUUUCAGUCUCGAUCGCCAGUUCUUCCUAUUCAAUCACUUCAAGUCGUUAACCCUCCACCGCUUUAACAACCACACCGCCGACGGCAUGAAGGACGACACAGCAUUGAAUUUGCUCCCGAGGCCAGAGGAGUUCCCGAAGGCUCUCUACAUAAUAGACAUCGGACAGAACGAUUUCGCCUUCGACUUACUCAAUUCCAAGGCGGCCGAAGCCCAGCAGUCCAUUCUUGCUCGUCUCGAUUCCUUCGACUACAGUAUCCAGGCUCUGCAUCAAUGGUACGCUGCUAAUGUCAUCAUGGUUCUGAACGUCGGGCCCCUUGGCUGCUUGCCGUACCACGCCAAGACUUACCUGAAGAACAAUCCUGGAUCAGCGGUGGACCAGAACGGUUGCUCCAAGGACCAGAACGACUUGAUUCAGGAGUUCAACAAACAGCUCAAGGCCAGGAUCCAAAAGCUCCGGGGGCUUAACCCUAACGCAACACUCACUUACGUCGACGUCUACUCCGCCAAAUACAAUCUCAUCAGCAACGCGCGGAAGCUAGGAUUCAACGAUCCGAUGAAGUUCUGCUGCGGGAGUUACGACGAUCGGUACAUUCCGUGUGGACGCAAGGGUUUCAAGGCAGAAUCGUGCAGCGAUCCGUCGAAAUACAUCAGUUGGGAUGGAAUUCACUACACAGAGGCAGCGAACCGAUUUGUCGCGAAGCAGAUCAUCAACGGCUCCUUAUCUGAUCCUCCAUUGCCGCUUGCAGAGGCAUGCCGGAAGCCAUGAACUCUGGAUGAGAGAUUGGACUUUGGUAGUCAUAUACAUACAUAUAUAUAUAACAAAGGAAUUGCGAAUUGUGUUGGCGAAGGUGUCUCCGUGGAGAACCAUACCUGUACUUUGUCCUGAUGGCAGCUAAGCUAAUCAUAUUCUAAUUUUUAUUUUUUCUGAUUAGGAGUA
Messenger RNA from Diospyros lotus (date-plum), 1566 nucleotides. RefSeq names its product GDSL esterase/lipase At3g27950-like. The transcript has 5 exons. Lineage: Eukaryota; Viridiplantae; Streptophyta; Magnoliopsida; Ericales; Ebenaceae. Bases 169 to 1395 code for a protein of 408 amino acids. Gene Ontology annotation, molecular function: hydrolase activity, acting on ester bonds. The record is from RefSeq and is a predicted model, not a curated record.